Teleopsis dalmanni is the source of this 1634-nucleotide messenger RNA. Its product is annotated as modular serine protease-like. Gene Ontology annotation, molecular function: protein binding; serine-type endopeptidase activity. Gene Ontology annotation, cellular component: plasma membrane. The record is from RefSeq and is a predicted model, not a curated record. Gene Ontology annotation, biological process: proteolysis. Lineage: Eukaryota; Metazoa; Arthropoda; Insecta; Diptera; Diopsidae. The transcript has 6 exons. The coding region runs from base 1 to 1623 and encodes 540 amino acids.
AUGGGAAUUCCGAAAUUAAAUGCUCUUGAAUGUAGUGCCGAUCAAUGGAGCUGCAAGAGUGGACAGUGUAUAAAUAUUGUACAGGUUUGCGAUGGUGUCAAACACUGUUCCGAUGGAUCGGAUGAGACAUUUGAAAACUGUCAAGAACUCUCCUGUCCCGAUUAUGCAUUUCGCUGUGCUUAUGGUGGUUGCGUUAGAGGAACAUCGCGUUGCGAUAAUGUAACUGAUUGCGUAGAUGGUUCAGAUGAAGCACUGUGUGGUUUGACUACACAAGCUCUUAUCAACUUAGUACGAGGCAAUUGCAGUUCUGAGCUUGAAUUUGAAUGCCUUCACGAUGAAUGCAUAAAUAGUAUAUUCCUUUGCGAUGGUGAAAUACAUUGUUCGAAUGAUGCUGAUGAGAAACCGGAAAUAUGCAGUCAAGUAUAUUGUCCCGAGUACGCAUUUCGCUGUGCUUAUGGUGCUUGUGUCAGUGGAAAAGCUAAAUGUGAUGGCAAAAUUGAUUGUGCCGAUGGUUCAGACGAAAAUUCAUCGCUGUGCAGUAAGACAAAAGUUAUUAACAAUACUUAUACUUAUGAUUAUAUACCAAUACAUGCGAAACCAAAAUUAAACACUUGUAUUGUACCAACAAAUAAUGAAAACUUAAUUGUGAAACAUGGUGAUACUAAAGAGAUUAUUAAACUUGGACAUGGUGUGGUUUCUGGUACAGUUGUACAAUUAAGUUGUAUUGAUAAAUACAUAUUCAGAGGCACAUUACAAAAUUUUUGUUUACCUAAUGGAAAAUGGCUAUUUGAUUUGCCGGUGUGUAAAAGAAGUUGCAGUGUAUCAAACAUAUUGAAUGAUCCUUCAAUUACUGCCGUUGACUGCAGCAGCAAUAAAGCAAUAUCUUAUUUCCCUCGUUUAGACGUUGGUACAAAGAUUUGUUUAGGUUGUGCCCCAGGAUACUUUUGGAAUGUUCAAAAUUAUCGCAAUCAAAUUUUAACUUGUACUGCUAACGGAAAUUGGGAUUUUCAGAAGUUUUCAUGCGAACCGGAAUGUGGAGUUCUACGUAGAAAAAAUAUAUUGAAUAAUACAAUACCAUGGGUUGUAAGCAUAUAUAUGCGAAACUAUAUGCCGCAAUAUCAUUAUAUUUGUACUGGUACCAUCAUAUCAGCAAAACUUGUUCUGACUGCUAAUACAUGCAUUACUGACGACCGUGCUGUUUUAUAUAAUAUUGUCGAAGGAGAUUAUAGACAAGCCUACAAGUCAGGCGGUCCCACUGGUAGAAUAGCUCAUAACGUAUCCGAAAUUGUGAAACCUAAUAAUAUUGACGACGGUAUUGCUUUAAUGGUUUUAAUAAAUUAUUUUACGUAUUCGGUAGAUGUUAAACCGAUAUGUUUGUUUUCCCCUUCUGAAGAACCAUUUAAGGAGUAUAACUAUAAGACUGAUGAAGAUGUCGAAAGAAUUAUUAGGAAUUUAGCAAGUGGUUCUGCAAUAAGCGAACAGAGUCAGACUGAGACUGGACAAAUGAAUUUAUUGGCUAUAGUAGGUGAUGAAAAUAUGAAAAAUAAAAAUGUAUUGCUGAAUGUAAAUAUAUAUAAAACAUUUAUCAAUACAAUGUUAAGACGCUAUGAAAUUGUUUCCUGAUUGUGUAAAUU